This is a messenger RNA of Menidia menidia (Atlantic silverside), 1361 nucleotides long. NCBI's taxonomy places the organism in Eukaryota, Metazoa, Chordata, Actinopteri, Atheriniformes, Atherinopsidae. The record is from the annotation of a GenBank genome assembly.
AAAAAAAAAAAAAAAAAGCAACCUCAGCGCUACAAAGUGACGACUACUCGAAGGAGGAGUGAACUUAGAAAUGACGAGCGCUGGGCGUGUGAGCGCGUCUUACGGGGAGUCUGGCCAGCACUAAACCCCCCCUGUGAGUGUUUCAACUCUGGAUUCGGACCAAUGAGACGUGCCAGCUUCGCGGGAACGCAUGAAAUGCCAACAUGUGAAGCCGGCCUGCAGCUGUGUUGGGUAGAGGAGCCACACUGGCGCUUCGCCGAUGACGGACUUCAUGACGGCGCUCCUGGUGCUUCUGUCUUAUCUGACCUGCGCCAGAGAGCAGCGCGCGAGAGAUGCCCAGUUCCAGCCAACCUGUAACCUGUAUCGAGACAGUCCCAAAGCUCAGGUGUAUCUUUGUUUCUUAAUUCUGAGCUUCUUGAGUAUAUGCACACGUGCAGAUGGGAGUGAUGUCAGAGAUCUUAAGACUUGUUUGGAGCAGCUGAAACGCAUCAUUGAGAAAUCGGAUGCUAUGUUGUACGCACCAUCAGUUAAUGAGAUUGAAGAUAAAUGUUCUGACAUGGCACUUAAAUGUUACCUGCUGGAGUUAAUGGUGGUCAUUGAUGAGGAAGAGAUUACAGAUCCUAGGAAAGACUGCAUCUAUGCACAUCACAGAACACUGCUACCUUUGGUUGACUGUCCAUCAUGUGAAACAUAUUCUCUUGGAAACAUUACAAUAUUCAUGGACAGACUGAUACGACUUUUGGAAAAAAUGAAUGAAGAAACAUUACUAAAAAACAUAAUCAGUCAUAAUUAGGAAAUAUUGUAAGGAGUUAUUGUGUAUAUAUAAAUAUUUGUAUAGAAUUCUUCUUUUGUUUUGUAUCCCAUGACAACCAUGACAGCCUAUAACAAAUACCAUUUUCCUUAAAUGAUAAAUGAAGUGUUCACUGCCUCAGUAAACUUCAGACAGACUGCAUGUAUUUUUUGUCCAGUAAGAACUGUUGUACUCUUUGUAUAUAUUGUAUAAUGUUAAGCUUAUUGCUAAAGACUGCUGACUGUGAUACUUCUUGUACAUUGUAUUCUUAAAUAACCCUAGUAUCAUUAGUAUUAGGACCAUUUAUUCACUCUAGUAAAUAAUAUCUCUUAUCUGUAGAUUGAUUUCUUUGUGUUGUCUGAGCUACUGUCAGUGGGUACCGGAGUCAUAUUGAUAGUGUGAAAUAAAACCUGAGGGUAUUCCACUUGUCAAAAUUGGGCACCAAGUAAACAGACUAGUCAUUAAUAAUCCAGGGUCAAAAUUUAGGCACAAGUUCACAAGGUUAUACAUUCUGAAAAAGCGGAAAAAAACCAUUUAAAAUGUUGAUAAUCACAAUUUCAUGUUGUGUGAU